This is a messenger RNA of Cottoperca gobio, 3115 nucleotides long. RefSeq names its product von Willebrand factor A domain containing 10, tandem duplicate 2 (gene vwa10.2). The record is from RefSeq and is a predicted model, not a curated record. The transcript is spliced from 18 exons. Lineage: Eukaryota; Metazoa; Chordata; Actinopteri; Perciformes; Bovichtidae. Bases 188 to 3100 code for a protein of 970 amino acids.
UACUGAUAUAGUGGGACAGAAGCCGUUCCAGCAUCUAAAUACGACUGGACUUGUAAAUAGCACACAGUGAAGGAAAGAAAACGGGCAGAGAGGAGUUGGGUCGGGUGAAGAGGUUUAGAGAAAGUAUCCAUCCAGAUUUCGUCAUCUUCCAAUUGCAUCGUCCCCGUCCUCGUCCUCGUCCUCCACAAUGGCUGCUAGACAGACAGUCAUGUUUCUAGUGGCGGUGCUCCUCUCCCUUUCAGGCCUCAUUCAUAGCUUCCAACCACUCUUCUCAUUUGAUGGGAAUUCCACCACUCACCGUGACAUCACACGAAGGGCGGUACUCAGAAAGACAGCUGAGGUCUGCCGAGACAUUGCUGCCUCUGAGGGACGGGACUUUAGCCUGACUAUUGAUGACAGCCUGUCAACUGAGCAGGUGCAGAGGGCCUGUUCCUCGACAGGUACCUCCACCUCUCUCCUCUCAACUGUUGUGUUCCAAACGUCCAUCGCCAACAUGUACUUCAGCAACGCAAAAGUGGAUGUGGUUUUUGCGCUGAGUGAGGAGCACCAUUUUGAUGACGAGACCUUCCAGGGAGGACGUGAUGUCAUCACAGCAGGUGUGUCUGGUGUGAAGGCCAGUGUGAAGCUGGAGAACUUUGUCGCAGGGAGAUGGACUCUUGGACGAGUCUGUCACACCCUACAGGACUUCUACAGCCACAGUAACUGGGUGGAGCUGGGGAACACUGCUCCUUUCAGCACUCUGAUCCAACCAGACCAACCUCUUGAGAACCUGGCAGGCCUGAAUACUCCAACCUGCAGAAACUGUACGGGAGGGAACUGUGAGAACAACCUUCUGCCUGACCUGCUGCAGCAGGGGCUUCUUACUUCCGGCUACUUCAACGUCUUCUCCUCUGAAAAACCUGCAGGCAAAUGCAGCCACGGUGGAUCAUUUGACCAGACAAGCAGGCAGGACCCAGUCGGGGGCAUCAGUAAAGACGACGUUGGGUCCAGUCAUGGCUCACUUCACCACAAAGCGGCUGAUUUGGCUGUGAAUGCCACUAUGGAGCUAUUGGAGGACAUCAGAUUAGCUGUCGGAGACAAGAACUUCCUGCGAUUGGUGGGCCUCUCCCAGUCCUCUGUGCUCUGCUUUGUCAUUGACACCACAGGCAGUAUGAGCGAUGACAUAGCCGAGGCUAAGAGAGUUUCCUUCUCCAUCAUUGACAGUUUGAGGGGAACCCAGCAGGAGCCCUCCGCCUACAUAUUGGUACCUUUCAAUGACCCAGAGUUUGGACCUGUGACUAUGACAACCAAUGCAGAUGUCUUCAAAGACAGCAUCAACAAGCUGACUGCAAGUGGAGGAGGAGACAUCCCAGAGUUGUGCUUGUCUGGACUUCAGCUUGCCCUGACUGCUGCUCCACCCUCAUCUGAGAUUUUUGUCUUCACCGACGCUCCAGCUAAAGAUGCUUAUCUGAAAAGCACCAUCACUGCCAUUAUAGAGAGCACCAAGUCUGUGGUAACUUUCAUGUUGACCGACGUCUUGGCUAGUCGACGGCGGCGCAGAAACCCUCAGGGUUUGGCUCCACGUACACUGAGCCAAACAGAUACUCAGCUGUACCGUGACCUAGCCAGAGCCUCUGGAGGUCAGGCUAUUGAGGUCACCAAGUCAGAACUCACUCUGGCUACAAGUGUAAUAGAGGAUUCCUCAGCCAGUGCUGUGGUGACAGUUUUUCAGCAAGUGAGGAAUCCCGGAACACCUGAUAAUUUUACGUUUACUGUUGAUGGAUCACUAAGGAACCUCACUGCCUACAUCACAGGAGCCUCAUCUCUCACCUUCACUCUCACCAGCUCCACAGGUGUAUCUCAGAGUUCCAGUCAGUCCAGUGGUCCUCUGGGAACCUUCACCACAGUCGGAAACCUGCGUCGUUUAAGCCUCAACAUUGAUAAUCAAACAGGAUCAUGGGAAAUCAGUGUCAACUCUAAUAACCCCUACUCCGUUAAGGUCACUGGUCAAAGUUCAGUGAACUUCAUUUAUAACCUUGUGGAAGCUCAUGAGGGAGCACAUGGUGACUUCAGUCUAAAGGAGGGACGUCCUCUUUCAGGUGGUAAUACCAGCCUCUUGGUCUCUGUGACAGGAAGUGACAAAGUAAAGCUCACAGGGGUGACUCUGUUUGACAGCUCAGGGCCUACAGAGGUCAACGGAUCACUGCAGGCAUUGGGAAGUGGUAACUUCCUAGUGACAUUCAAAGAAGUCCCAGCAGGUGACUUUGUGCUUCGCAUAAGAGGAGAGGACAGCAGCUCCACCUCGAGGUCAAACCCGGGCAGCUUCCAGAGACAAGCCUCCACUCAGAUCAAGACCUCCAGCAUCUCUGUUAUUUCCCAAGCCAACAACACCAACAUAGAACCAGGCUCCACCAUCUCCGUCCCUUUCACAGUAGCCACAACCACUAACGGAGUUGUUAACGACUCUGCAACCGGGGUGUUCACAGUGCGAGCCAACAACGACCGCAGCUAUACUUCAACUUCACCCAACACCGUCACCAUAGUGGCGGACAGUGGAGGCAAAGCCAACGGCACCGUGACCUUAACAGCACCGCCCAGUGCUGCAUCAGGAACAGACGUGACCCUUACCAUUGAGGCAGAAAAUGCAGCUGACAUCAACUACGCUGUCCUCAGGUUUUCUGUGGUUGCCAAGGUGACAGAUAUUACCCGCCCAGUGUGCCAGGUAGUCAGUUUAUCCACCAGUUGUCCGUCCUCUGCAUCGCUCUGUGCUUCCUCCCAGUGGAAAUUCAUUGCUAAUCUCACUGAUGGCAUCAAUGGAACUGGCAUUGAUAGCGUCACCGUCCGUCAAGGGAACGGUACCCUGAAUACCAGCACACUGGCUGGAGAAGGGGGUGUCAAUGUCACUGUGGCUACCUACAGCGCCUCCUGCUGUUCACAGAAUGUAGAGCUGGCUACUGUGGACAAAGUAGGAAAUGUGGGGAAAUGUGUGGGACAGGCUAGAGAUUCUACCACAGCAGCCCUGACAACUGCAACUACAGCUGCAGUUAACACAGCAGGGCACACUGUGAGUUUAUCACAUUGUCUCUGGAUCAGUGUUGUGGUUUCUCUUCUAUGGAAGUAAAAAGGGAUACAUGAA